AUGCGGAGUUAUUGGAAAUGGGUGGUGAGUGGCUUGCGGGAAAGAAGCUUCAAGUACGCGACGUCAACCUCACUAAAGCUGAAGGCUUGCUAUUCCCCGACUGCGGAUUACGCGCAGCUUCAUUAUCAUCAGCCCCAUCACGGCCAUAGAAAGUUGCCCGUGAUGGGACAUUUUAUGCCAGUGCACGUUGCUGUUGGGAUGAUAGUGCUGUCUACAGGGCUGGGAAUCCACGCUGCCAUGCAACACCUGCUGCGCGCCCCAGACGUGCGCGUCAGUAAGAAGAGGAGAGAGAUGAUUCCAGAGGUGGUGGAGCCUGACCACGUGAUAGAGGAGGCCGUUAAAUUCAUCAGGAAAUCCUUCUUCAGGAAGGUGGCCCAUGUGCAGGAGUUCAAUAAUCCCGAGAAGCAGGUGAUUCCUGAUCCCAUCCAUAAAGAUGCUUACGCCUACCGCCCCCGCGCUGAGACUCUCAAGUCCGUUGGGAUCGAUCCCAGGCAGAUAUAAACCCGUCUGUUUCCACGCUUUCUUUUGUUAUUUGUUUUCUUAAGAAUAUUUUUAGACGAUCAAUCUCCUAGUAUAUAUCAGGUAAGCUAUGCUGGUUGUAUAGUAAUUUUUAUGAUAUUAAUGGUGUAUUCAUUUUUAAAAAA
Messenger RNA from Juglans regia (Persian walnut), 644 nucleotides. RefSeq lists its product as uncharacterized. The record is from RefSeq and is a predicted model, not a curated record. Lineage: Eukaryota; Viridiplantae; Streptophyta; Magnoliopsida; Fagales; Juglandaceae. The transcript has a single exon. Bases 1 to 501 code for a protein of 166 amino acids.